Sceloporus undulatus (fence lizard) is the source of this 1021-nucleotide messenger RNA. RefSeq names its product dynein light chain Tctex-type 2B (gene DYNLT2B). Bases 53 to 475 code for a protein of 140 amino acids. Gene Ontology annotation, biological process: microtubule-based movement. The record is from RefSeq and is a predicted model, not a curated record. Gene Ontology annotation, molecular function: dynein intermediate chain binding. Lineage: Eukaryota; Metazoa; Chordata; Lepidosauria; Squamata; Phrynosomatidae. The transcript is spliced from 5 exons. Gene Ontology annotation, cellular component: cytoplasmic dynein complex; cytoplasm.
UGAGAGCGGAAGCGGGCCUCUGGUCGCCUAGGCGACGGCGUGAGGACUCAAAAUGGCGGAGCCCUUGCCCGCUACCGCAGAGGGCCCUUCCAUUUCCCGGCCGAGCAGCUCUGCCUUCGCCCCUCACACCUACAGCCUCCGGCCGGCCUUCCUCCACAAAUUCCGCACAGCUACAGUGAAAGACUGCAUCCAUGAAGUUUUGAAGGAGCAACUGGCCACUGUACAGUACUCCCCUGAAGAAAUCCCAAUACUUACCAAGUUCCUAUCAGAGACCAUCAGAGACAAACUGAAGGAGAAAGGAUUUCACAGAUAUAAAAUGGUGGUGCAAGUGGUGAUUGGAGAGCAAAGAGGUGAAGGAGUUAACAUGGCUGCCCGAUGCUUCUGGGAUGCAGACACUGACAACUAUGCUCAGGACGUUUUCAUUAAUGACAGCCUCUUCUGUGUGGCCAUUGCUUUUGGCUGUUACUUCUACUAGUGCUGAUGAAAAGUUCAAAGAAUAGAGGCUGCUUCUUCAGAGACAUCAAGGGAGCCAAACUCGAAUCUGAAGCUAUACUGCACAUUUUUUUAAAAAAUCAACAGAUGUAAAAUAAUAAUAAUAUUUUUCUACAUAACACUUGUAAGGUAUCAUAUGCUACUUCUAAGGCUGUUCUUGUAUGUAGAUAAAGUAUUCUGAGGAAGCCCUGCUUGAAGUGAAUUGGUUAAUGAUCUUGUGCAGCUCUUGUUCAUUGUACAACACUUGCUUGUAGAACCUCUUUCUGCAUUUGCUGCUAUAUUUAUGUGUAACUCUUCUUUGAGCUUGGUGCAGAAUGGACAUUACCAACAAUUGACAGUACUCACUCCAGAUGCAUUGCUUGUCUUGCCAAGCUGAAUCCAUGUCAAUGAUGAAUAUACUGGAAUUGUGGCAAAAAUUGUAAUAUAGUGUAAUUAUUGACCAGUGUUUACUUUUGUAUUAAUUCUGUUUCCAAUGCAGUCCUGAAAAUUUCUUAUCUUUCUGACUUCAUAAAUUUACAUUCUCCUUGCA